AUGUCGAUUGCUGAGGCGAUGGGACGGAGUUUGCAGCAGACCGCCAUCUCGACGAACAUCAAGGAGCGUCUCGACUACUCCUGUGCCAUCUUUGCGCCGACGGGCGACCUUGUCGCCAACGCGCCCUUCAUGCCUGUUCACCUGGGCAGCAUGAGCUGGAGCGUCAAGUACCAGCUAAAGCUGCACGGGUCGUCGCUGAAGCCUGGCGAUGUGCUUCUCACCAACGCUCCUCAGGCGGGUGGCUCGCAUCUGCCUGACCUGACCGUGAUCUCACCGAUCUUCGACCCGAACGAUGACACCAAGAUCAUCUUCUUCGCAGCCUCGCGCGGACACCACGCCGACAUCGGUGGCAUCCUCCCCGGCAGCAUGCCCCCGACCUCGACGGAGCUCUGGGAGGAGGGCGCCGUCAUCGAGAGCAUCAAGGUGGUCUCUGAGGGCAUCUAUGCGCACGACGCGGUUUACAAGGCAAUGGUCGAGGACCCCGCGCAGUACCCCGGCUGCUCUGGCAGUCGCAACUUCCGCGACACCGAGAGCGACCUCAAGGCGCAGAUCGCGGCCAACCACAAGGGCGUGCAGCUCCUGACUGCGCUUGUGGAGCAAUACGGCCUGAAGAUGGUCCACGAGUACAUGGAGCACAUCCGCGCGAACGCCGAGCAGGCCGUCCGCACCAUGCUGAAGGAGAGCAUCCCGCGCAUUGGCAAGUCCUUCACGGCUAUCGACUACAUGGACGACGGGUCCCCCAUUGCCCUCCGCGUUACAAUCGACGAGGAGACCGGCGGCGCCAUCUUCGACUUUGAGGGCACCGGUCCAGAGAUGCGGGGUAACCUGAACACGCCCGUGUGCGUCGUCCACGCUGCCGUCAUCUACUGCCUCCGCAGCAUGAUCGGCGAGGACAUCCCUUUGAACGCGGGCUGCCUAGUGCCCCUCGACAUCCGUAUCCCCAAGGGCACGCUCCUCGAUCCUUCGCCUCUCGCUGCCGUCUGCGGCGGCAACGUCAUGACCUCGCAGCGUGUCACCGACGUCGUUCUCAAGGCGUUCAGGGCUUGCGCCGCUUCUCAAGGCUGCUGCAACAACCUCACCUUCGGCGUCGGCGGCAAGGAUCCAGUCACGGGCGAAGUGACCGAGGGAUGGGGAUACUACGAGACUGUCGCUGGUGGCAGCGGCGCCGGCCCCCACUGGCAUGGCACGAGCGGCAUUCACACGCACAUGACCAAUACGCGCAUCACGGACGUCGAGAUCCUCGAGCGCCGAUACCCCGUUCUCCUGAAGGAGUACCACUUCCGCCCCGGCUCUGGCGGUGCGGGAGAGUACAAGGGCGGCGACGGCACGGUGCGCUCGUACCAGUUCCUUGAGCCCCUAAAGGUCUCCAUUCUCUCCGAGCGCCGUGCUCGUGCACCCUAUGGACUCGAGGGAGGCGAGGACGGAGCCCUUGGAAGGAACAUCUGGGUCAAGACUGAGAAGGACGGAAGUACCCGCCGCAUCAACGUUGGCGGGAAGGGCACCAUGAAGUUCAGCACUGGCGACACCCUGGAGCUCCACACGCCUGGCGGUGGUGGAUGGGGAGCGGGCCAGACGAAGGAGAUGAAGAAGGUCCACAAUAACGACUUCGAACCUCGCGGCAGCAUUGCCGAGAGGGCCAAGGUCGAUUUCUAG
This is a messenger RNA of Trichosporon asahii var. asahii CBS 2479, 1653 nucleotides long. RefSeq lists its product as uncharacterized. NCBI's taxonomy places the organism in Eukaryota, Fungi, Basidiomycota, Tremellomycetes, Trichosporonales, Trichosporonaceae. The record is from RefSeq and is a predicted model, not a curated record. Bases 1 to 1653 code for a protein of 550 amino acids. Gene Ontology annotation, biological process: glutathione metabolic process. The transcript has a single exon. Gene Ontology annotation, cellular component: cytosol. Gene Ontology annotation, molecular function: 5-oxoprolinase (ATP-hydrolyzing) activity.